Messenger RNA from Mercenaria mercenaria, 3189 nucleotides. RefSeq lists its product as uncharacterized. The transcript has 6 exons. NCBI's taxonomy places the organism in Eukaryota, Metazoa, Mollusca, Bivalvia, Venerida, Veneridae. The coding region runs from base 24 to 416 and encodes 130 amino acids. The record is from RefSeq and is a predicted model, not a curated record.
GGAAACAUCUGAAAAAGUUCAAAAUGGCAGAUUUAAUGAAACAUGAUACUUUUGAAGGACUAGCAGCUGAUCAUGGAAAUGAUGCAAAGAGGAAAAAUGCAGAUUAUACUGGGCAGCAGUAUUCGGCAAAGAAACAAAGGACUGACGGAGUACAGGAGAAAGGGAAUGGUAACGGCGGAUGUAACCCCGGUUUCCCUGCUACUGAAAGAUCAGUUGCAAUAGCGUCAAGCGUUAACGGAAACACAACGGCUGGUUUGUCCACUGGUACAAGUCGAUCAGUUGCAUUAGAGUACAGUACCCUCGGAAACACCACGGCUGCCUCAAUUCGUUUAGAUGAGGAUGAUCAAAAAAUGAGAGAUGACGAUCAAGAAAUGAGAGCUGAGCAACAAGAAAUGAAGGACAAACAUCUUGAAUGAUGGAAGCUAUAAAGCAGUAUUAAAAAAUGAAUGUUUUAAGUGCUCUUAUUUUUGUAUUCUACAUUAUGCUCAUUUUGAACAAAACAUCACAAUUCAAUCAGCCUAUUUGUCACCAUCCAGCUCCUGUUAAAGAACGUUAGAUAAACCUACUUUUGUGAUGCAUACUAGUAAUCGAUAUUGUCUUACUGUGUUUGCAAUAAGAGAGAAAUAUGGGCUUGUCUAUAAUCAAAAGUUGAAACGUCUUUAUUAGACAUGUUGCACUUUAUAUGCAUUUUUCAAUUGAUAUAUGAAGGAUUUAUAUCAAACACAUUGUUAACGCUUAAGGAAACAUUUUUAGACUCUUCAUUAUAAGAGAACGUAUAACACCUCUCCCGUAACAGAGAAAAUGCUGAUAUUUGAUACUUUCAUACUGAUUUUAUUUCUUCUAAGCCAAUGUUGAUUUCCCUUUCUUUUAAUGGUCAUUUACGACAUAUUCUUUAAAAGGACUAGGAACAAAUAUCUAUUUUCCCAAAGCCAAAAUUCUAGCGAUUAUUAAAACAACCUUGAAUCUUGAUAUUACUUAAUGUCACAUACAUCCUAAAGGUAAUAAAAACGACCAUUUAUUCAUAAAUUUCUAUCAUAUUCAUGACAUAGUGUUGAAAAAAUGAUUGAGAAUUAUUUCAUUUCUUUUUAAAAUAUUUGCAACCUAAGAAUCACUUCAAGACACGAAAAAAUGCCUCUUUCAAAAACUAUAACUCUUUAACUUAUCUUAAAAUUUAGGCUUUUUUGAUUUUACUCAAUCUUCACAUGAAUUAGAUUUAAGUAUUUAAAAAGAAAAAUUGCAGUAACAAUCCUUUCUUUAAUUACUUAAAAUUUACUUGAGCAUAGAUCAAUAAGAAACUUAGUCUCGUUUACAUUUAAUGCAAAUUUCAUUUUAGAUUUGCAUUACCUUCACUGAACUUAGUCAAAAAAAAAGUGGGUUCAUAAUUAUAUUUAAAACAAGUCAAAAUACUUGAGGUGGCUAAAAUGUCCAAAGUUUUGUAUUUGAUUUUACUUUAUAUAGAAAAACAGUUUAUAAAUCUUAACACUUUUUUUGAAAGGUCUUUUAAAUUUCUGGAAAGAUAAAACAAAUCUCGUUAUAUUUCUUGUGGCUACAAACAGAUCAAAGCCUCUAAAGGGACUAAUUUUUUUACCAAGGCUUGAAGCAAGGGACGACCCCUAUAUUCAAAUGUUUUACUGCAUUUUAAUACGAUAUACACUGUUCCAGGGGAUUGUGUCACGGAAUUUUGAUAUCUGUUUUUGAAUUACAGUUAGAGUUAGCGUUAGUAGUAACAGAGAGUUAUACUAACUUAACCAUACAAAAAGGUAAUAAAAUUGAAAUAAAUCAGUUUUGAAAAAUAUUUGACAAAAAAUUUCCUGUUUGUAGUUAUAACAACUAUAAAUCAGCUUUGUUUUAUUUAUUUGAGAUUUAAAAACUCUUUUGUAUCUUUUUAUAUGUUUUCUAAAUAUGAUAAAAAGAAAGAUAAUCCUUUGCAGAUUUUAACGAUUUUAACAUAUAAAGUUUUAUAAAUCGGUAUAUGCUACCUUAAAACGGAAUGUGAUUCAUUAUCGCUAGCAAAUAUCUUCCCACAAUUUAUUUACUACUUGUUUCAUUAACUUGUUAUUGGAUAGUGGAAUAUAGAUGAUAACGCAAUAUACAUGUGUGCUGAUUGUAAAUAGAUAAUAAUAUGCAAACUGUCGAUACUAUUUAUAUUGAAAAGUACAACAAAAAAUUGUAAGUUGUUGCAUCAGUGUAAAACGUUUUAAAUAGUGACUGAACCAUAUCGUUUACCAUUAAUCUAAAAUAUUUUUUUUCUAGUUUAAAGAAGGUAUUUCGUACUAAAUGUAGAUAAAUAUGAUCAAUAAAUAAUUAGUAAUCCAGUGGCGGAUAUUUUUUAUGACUGCAACUAAAAGGUUCGCUGGUAAAGCUCUAAAAGCUAUUGGAUCAUUAUUCUCCAUAACAAAAGAUCUUGAAGUUCCUGUAAAUAUUAUGUUGGCUUUAUUUGAUCAUAUGUAGCAUCCAUAUUAAAUUAUUCUUGUGACUUAUGGAGUUUUGAUAGCGCUUAAAAUAGUGAACAAAUACGCAGAAAAUAAAUGAAAUGGAUACUAAAUGUUAAAAUGUCACAUUUUGUGUUAUAUAAGGACUUUAGUAGGUAUCCACUAUAUAUAGUAAUACCGGUUUGAAUUAUCAAUAUUUUCAAAGUUAUCUGAUGUAGGUUUCUGCAAUGUUGUGUUGUUGUGUACUUAGUGUUGUACACAGUCGGUUGUGAUGUGAUCAUGUUUUAGAUACAUUUAUAUUUUUGCAAUAAAAUUGUUAUACUUAAAAUCAUACGUUUAUUCUUAGCUGAUUAAUUUGACUUAAAAAACAACAACAAAAUAUCAAAGGAUGUGUUAUUUUUUUGUUCAUACAAUUACUUGUGUUUUUAUCUAAUGGAAUAAGGGCAUCAUUAUUAGUUAUAAUUAUAAUAUAUAUCAAUUUCAUUCAGAAUAUGAACAGGAUGCAGGAUUAAAGAUGCAACUAGGAAUUCAUGUUUUCUCUUUAUAUCUUAACUAUGUUUUUCAUAUUUUGUUUUUGAUGAAAAGCAUUCUUUUCAGUUUCAAAAAGGUUGACUUUAAUGUUGUUUGCUUCAAAUAUGGAUGAUAAAUGCAAAACAUCUAGAUAGUUCUUAGUUACUACAUCUAUUUACGUUUAAAAUGUCUAUGUGAUUGUAUAAAACAUCUAUGUUAUCAUAUAAAAUAAAGAAAACUAAACUUC